CGGGCUUUCCCUCAAUAACAGACGCGGGCGAGCUGUGGCGGGUGAGGUCAAGCCAUCUUCCAGCUUGAUGCUGCAACCACGAACGCCGCGCGAGGAAAGGUGAAUGGUGCUUCUCCCUUGACACAGCGGCGCACUUAUCACUCUCACACCAGUCACUCCAGCGUGCUUCCCACUCUGAUAGCUCUUUUGCCAGCAAAGGAAGCUCACCAUGAUGCGCAUGGCCCCACUCCGCGCCGCCUCGUCGGCAGUGGCGAGCACCACCAGCUCCACCGCCUCUUCUUCUCGAUCCGUCUUGGCUUCCAAUUCGGGUAUUGCAUCUCGAAGAUGCCUCCAGACCUCGGCUAAGCUGUCUCAGGCAUCCCCCGCCGAGCCUCCGAAGAUGAUCAAGCUGCAAGUCAAUGGUAGGGAUGUCGAAGUCGAGCAAGGAACGGCCCUCAUCCAAGCAUGCGAAAAGGCUGGAGCACAGAUACCUCGAUUUUGCUACCACGAGAGACUUCAAAUUGCUGGUAAUUGCCGAAUGUGCUUGGUGACCUCGCAAGGAGCACCAAAGCCCGUAGCUUCUUGUGCUAUGCCUGCUGCUCCAGGCAUGAAGAUCUUUACAGAGGACGAAAAGACAAAGACGGCGCGAGCAAACGUGAUGGAGUUUUUAUUGGCAAAUCAUCCACUGGACUGCCCCAUCUGCGACUGGGGUGGCGAGUGUGACCUGCAGGACCAGUCGAUGCGCUAUGGAUCCGAUCGCGGACGCUUUCACGAGAUUGCAGGCAAGCGCGCGGUGGAGGACAAGAAUCUGGGGCCCCUGGUGAAGACAAUCAUGACCAGGUGCAUUCACUGCACCAGGUGUGUUCGAUUUAGCAACGAUGUAGCUGGUGUGCAAGAGAUGGGGACAUCGGGACGAGGCAAUGACUUGCAGAUCGGCACCUACAUCGAAAAGGUCAUCGACUCUGAGAUGAGCGGAAACAUCAUCGACCUGUGCCCCGUCGGCGCCCUCACCAGCAAGCCAUACGCGUUUACUACCAGACCUUGGGAACUGAAGAAGACGGAAAGCAUCGACGUUUUGGAUGCCGUCGGCUCCAACAUUCGCGUCGACUCUCGUGGCGUGCAGGUCAUGCGCGUCUUGCCCCGCACCAACGACGAUGUCAACGAGGAGUGGAUUAACGACAAGACCAGAUUCGCAGUCGAUGGUCUCAAGUAUCAACGAUUGACAACUCCUCUCAUCAAGCAGGGCGACCGCUUCGUCCCCGCGUCUUGGCCAGAGGCGCUCGCCACUGUUGCCGAGGGCUUGGCCGCUAGCGGCGCCAAGGGAGACGAGAUUCAGGGUGUGGCUGGUGCGCUCGCAGACGCAGAGAGCCUCGUCGCUUUGAAGGAUCUGGUCAACUCGCUCGGCAGCGAGAACGUCACCGUAGAUUUACCAGCUGGUCAAUUGCCACCCGCCUCUGGCGUUGACGUUCGCUCGAAUUAUCAGUUCAACAGCACCAUUGCUGGUAUCGAGGAAGCGGAUGCUCUGCUCUUGAUCGGCACCAACCCUCGACACGAGGCCGCCAUCAUCAACACGAGAAUCCGCAAGGCAUACUUGCACAAGGGUCUCGAUGUUGGAUUGAUCGGAGAAAAGGUCGACACAACUUACGAGUACGAGCACGUCGGCAGCGACGCCAGCGCUAUCGCUGACGUUCUCGCGGGCAAGGGCAACUUCGGAAAGCGGUUAAAGGAAGCCAAGAAGCCGAUGAUUGUUAUUGGAAGUAGCGUCCUGGAGCACGUCGACGGAGCAGCAGCGCUCUCCGAGGUGGCAAAAGCGGUGCAGGCAGACAAGCGGUACUUGAGCGAAGAGUAUACGGGCUUUGGCAUUCUGCAAAGGACAGCCUCGCGUGUCGCUUCCCUCGAUGUUGGCUACAGCCCAAGCCAGCAGGCUAGCAAGACAACGCCCAAGUUUGUCUACUUGCUCGGUGCCGACGACUUUGCCAAUGCGGAGGACAGGAUUCCCAGGGACGCCUUUGUCGUAUACCAGGGUCAUCACGGAGAUGUGGGAGCGCAAUAUGCUUCCGUCAUCCUGCCGUCAUCAUGCUACACGGAACACAGCCUGACCUAUACCAACACGGAAGGACGCAACCAGAUCACCCGCGCUGCCGUCCCACCACCCGGAGCUUCUCGGGAGGGCUGGAAGUGCAUUCGAGCUCUCUCGGAAGUGCUAGGCAGCCCGCUGCCGUACGACGACAUCCUGAGCGUGAGGGACAGGAUGUUUGACAUUUCGCCCACCUUGACGCGUUACGAUCAACGGGAAGCCACCAGUGCGGCCACCGCGCUCUUGGGUUUGAAGGACCUGCAAGCGAAGGCGAAGGGCAAGAAGAUCACGGGCGCCCCUCUGCUCAACCCCAUCCAAAACUUUUACCAAACGGACGCGGUGUCCAGAUCUUCUCCCACUAUGGCCAAGUGCGUCGAUGCAUUCAUCAACAAGGUCGGCGACGAAGGCAGACCGGGCGCGGAGCUCGCCUCAUUCAGCUAGAGAGACAUAGUGUGCCGCUCUCGGCCUUUCUUUGACACGUAGACACGCAUCCGAUACGCACGCCCCCUAAGACUGUCCUUUCGCAAUGAAACGCCUUCCAAGUUUGCUGUGCGCUGGAAAUGGC
This is a messenger RNA of Ceraceosorus guamensis, 2621 nucleotides long. RefSeq names its product putative NADH dehydrogenase 78K chain precursor. The coding region runs from base 209 to 2497 and encodes 762 amino acids. Gene Ontology annotation, biological process: ATP synthesis coupled electron transport. Lineage: Eukaryota; Fungi; Basidiomycota; Exobasidiomycetes; Ceraceosorales; Ceraceosoraceae. Gene Ontology annotation, molecular function: NADH dehydrogenase (ubiquinone) activity; iron-sulfur cluster binding. Gene Ontology annotation, cellular component: membrane. The transcript has 4 exons. The record is from RefSeq and is a predicted model, not a curated record.